This is a messenger RNA of Salvia miltiorrhiza (redroot sage), 6095 nucleotides long. Its product is annotated as probable N-acetylglucosaminyl-phosphatidylinositol de-N-acetylase. Gene Ontology annotation, molecular function: N-acetylglucosaminylphosphatidylinositol deacetylase activity. The record is from RefSeq and is a predicted model, not a curated record. The transcript has 12 exons. Gene Ontology annotation, cellular component: endoplasmic reticulum. NCBI's taxonomy places the organism in Eukaryota, Viridiplantae, Streptophyta, Magnoliopsida, Lamiales, Lamiaceae. Gene Ontology annotation, biological process: GPI anchor biosynthetic process. Bases 4942 to 5841 code for a protein of 299 amino acids.
UUUCUCCCGUCUCUCACGAUUCUUCUCUGCCCCACCGCCGCAAUCUGCACCACCGCGCACCCCACCCCUCCCACCGCCGGGAUCUGCUUCGUCGGACCACCUGCUCCCUUCCCCCGCCGCGAUCUGCCCCCUCCCAUCUCCACACCGAUUCUUUCUCCCCCAAAAUUCCCAAAUCCUAAUUUCACAGACCCUCCAUCUCUCGCUUCGAUUCGCCACAGUCGCGCCGCCCCGUCCGUCGCGACCAGAGCAGUCCGCCAGUUGCGCGCCAGACUGGAUUGAAGAUUGAAGAUAAGAGGGAAGAGGAAGAAGAGGAACUGCAUUCCAUGUUUUCUCAUAGAAGAGAGUCUCGGUCCUCGAUCCCUUUCAUAGGUUACAGCAGGUAACAUAAUUACGAUUGUUUGUUUAUUAGAAUUCAUUUAAUUUCUCAAGUUUUUUGGCUUAUUCUGUGUUUAGGGAUGUGUGUAAUGCCAACUGAGACCUACGAAUUCUAGAUUUCGAUUUCUGGCUUUUGAUUGUGGAUUAGUUGACCUUACGAUCUCUGCACUUUUUAUGCAUUGUGGAAAUUGAAGAGGUUUGGUUGUUUCGGCGGUGCAGAAUGAAUUUUGUAUCCACUUAAUCUUUUUUGUUAAAUCUACUGUUUUCGACUCUGCUGCGGGGUAAAAUUGAAGAUUUACUUUGGUGUCCAUGAUUUAAUUGUAGAACGAGAGGUUGGAUUUUGUUAGUUGUGGGUUGAUUUCGUUUUCUAAUUAUGUGAUGUAUCUGAGGAUUUAUGGAUUGAGCAGUAGGGUUUUUAACUAUUAGAAUAAUCGAUAUUAAUAUUUCUAUCAGGUGUAAGCCAUUUUGUUCUGAAUUACUUUCUUCAAGAGUUGGUGUUUUCUAUUGAUAUUUCAGAAAAGGUAAAAACUUGUGGGCAUCUCAAUAUACGGUGCAGAUCACUGCCUUAAGGUACCGCUUUUCCUUUGCUUUUUCGAUUAAUUAAACAGAAUCGGCUACAUUUCUCUGUUUGGGUUUCGUUAUUGAAAAAUUGAAAUCGACACAUAUUAUUAGGCUUAUUUUCUCCCUUUCCGCUUUGCAUCGAUUCAAAUUCCAGAUUUUUAUUAAUGAAAAAGCCCAUAUUUGUUGUUUUUCAUUGUUUCUAUAAUAACGCGAAGGAAGCAAGUGUGGGUUGAGUAUGAGAGGUUUUUGUUUAAUGGAAUUGUUGCUGCUAGAGCUUCAGCUUCAAUUGUUGCUGCAGAGCCCACAAACUCAAAGGCAAACAUUUAUUUUUUUCUUAUUCUUUUUCUUUUGGAUGGUUAAUGAUAAUGCUGUGAUUUUGGCAAUUGAUCUUUUCAUUUUUAAUUUUAUUUUUUAAUGGUAGAAGGAUGUCAGAUUGCUUUCUCUGAUUUAGUUUUGGAGGAAUUGCCAUUUAAACCAAAGGGAUAUAAUUAUUGGACGUGGCAAGAUAAGAAAAUACAUUAUGUAGUGGAAGGAGAGGGGCUGCCCAUUAUUCUUAUUCAAGGAUGAAAGUCCUCUUUAAUAUUUUUUUUUCAUUUUAGUUUGAUCUAUAACGUAGACCUAUAUCAUAUUAACAGUUUUUUUAGUGAAUAAUCUCCAUAAUUUAUAAAUAUAUUAAGAAAUAACUUUUACAUUUUUUUAUAUAAAUUAUAACACUAAAUGAUACCCGUCGAAUUACACACUAGUAGCUCAAUUACUCAUUGCAAAUAGAGAUAUAUUUUUUUUUUCAUGUAUACAAAGCCUUCACCCUUUCAUAGCAACAAUCGGUUGUUUAAUUCUCAACUCAUUUCCCCAACUUUGAGGUCCUCCUCAAAUCUCAAAUUGUUUCCACAUCAAGUGCAAGUUGUUUCAGCUGAAUACCAAUGCAUCUUUAAUAUCAAGGUUUCCAGGUUGGCUUCUCUUCUCAUCUUAGCGCUGCAAAUCAAUUUUGAGUCACCAUCCAUUUCCAUUUCAUAAGCAUAAAUGCAUCUAAGUUUACAAAUCGAUAAAAAUUGAAUCUCUACACUUAGUUGGAGAAUUGAAAUAGAAGCAAGCAUUGUGCAUAUUAAAUAAAAUUGUGAACUUAGCCUUAGGCCUGGUGAUUGUUGAGUGAUUUGGGAAUAGAGAGGGAGAUGGGGUUGUUGAUGGUGAGAAUCGGGACGGCGGCGGCCGUGGGGCCGUUGCUGUAUGACCAGAGGAGAGGAGAAGGCGGCGGCGAUUCUCGCCGUGAGAAGACAGGGCGGUGGCUGUUCAUGGCGAGGGAGGUCGGGCCGUUGGCCAAGGAAUCAAGGCGGCGGCCGUUGGCUGUUGUCGUGAGACAGGAAACAGAUUUCAAAGAGACUUUAGGGCUAAGAUUGAGGGUUUCAUUCUUUUUAAUAAUGGGCUGAGACUAAUGAGUUGAAUUAUUCAAUUGAAUAAAUUAUAGAUUUGAUAGCAUACCACAUUUAAUUAUGUUGAUCAAGUAUAUGAUGAGAAUUAUCAUUAGUUUAUUAAGUGACUUGUGAUUAAUCAAGUUAAAUUGAUCAAGAGUUAUUCUUUCAUAUAUAGAUUAAUUGCUUGAUUCAUGAAUUGAUGAAUGGAAAUGCAUCAUAAUUCUAUUAUGUGCAUAUAGUAAGUAUGAUUCACAUAUUAUUUGAUUAAAGUAUUUAUGAAAUUAUAUUGUGAUUUUGGAAGAAAAAUAUUUAAGCACUGAAAUUAUUUUCAAGUUAAAAGUUUUCUACAAAAGUUAAGCAAAGGGUGUUGUUGGUGCCCUUAGCUGAGAAAUUGAUUUUUCAAGAUUUUGAAUUGAGUUUUAAAACCCGGGCAUAGUGAUUUAGAAAUUAGUAAGCUUUAUCCUACUUUGAGCUAAGACUAGUAUCACGAGACCUUUUAAGAUUAGAUUAUUUUGUAGGGUCAGUUGACCAAGAGGAAUAAUAGCACUGCAUUUUCAAGACGAGUUAAGUUUGAACUUCUGGCUUUGUCCUAUCAAGGUGGCUUUAUUUUCAAAAAUUAUGUUCGAGUUAUAUAAACUCGCGCGAAUGCUUUAUGAAUUGUUUAUUAUCCAUGAAAUGUUUUCUAUACACGUUUUCUAUCAGUUUAAUGCUAUUUCUUAAUCAAUUGAGAUUCUCGAGCUGACCUAACAAGCGACGCGAGAAUUGUAUGCACAAUGUUAGUAGUGCCGUGGGUUGAUCGCCAUCGUGUGCUAACAAGCUAAGAGGCGUUAUAAGGGUGCGUCUCUUGUACCCCCGCCAAGAUUUCAGCCAUCAUAGCACUUGAGACAGGCCGAGUGUCAUAGAUAAAAACACCACAGUGCCUUCAUGAUUUCUAAUUAUGAUUCCCACCCCAUACGCUCCCUGAUCUAGAUAAAAUAAAGCAUCGACGUCAACACGGAAGCAACUAUGCUUCGGCUUAAUCCACUUCUUCCCCAGUGAGACACCCAGACAUUUAUCUGUCAAGUAUGUGGGCUUGGCUGCUACAUAUGAUUUCCGAAUACACCUUAGUCGUCUCUUCAUACGACGAUUCAACAAACUCCUUUGCACCAUGCUUUUUGGUGCACAGAUAGGUCCAGGUCUGUCAGAUCAACACGCACCAUAACUCAUAUUCAUCCCUCCCUCAUUCCUUCAAGAUCACUUCUGCAAUAUCCAUGAGUUGUAUCCCUUUUACUUUUUGCAUCACAUCCCAAAAAACGUGAUUGUCGGCAUAUUUGUAACACCUUUGGACAGAAAAAGACAGUGUGUUCCAUGAGUGAUUCCCCAUCUGUCACCGCAAGACUCACAGAUACCAUCUGUAGGAACAUGAUGGUUUUGGAGGUUGGCCGUCGUCGGGGUUAGAUUAGAGAAGGGGCUCGCCAGAUAAAAAUCUUUAUCUCUGGCAGAAUCAAAACAUUCCACACUAACCUGCUCCAUCUCUUUCAAUCAGUUGAGCUACUGUACGGGUGAGUGUCAUAGUACCCAAUCCCCAUGAGAUAGGCCGAUUUCACCGAGAACAUUCGAGUAUCAAACUUCUAGCUCGGCUUAUCAAUUCUACCAUGUUCUCUGAUUGGAGUGGCUUUGAUCCUCUCAAUCUCAUGCAGCUAUAAGUGCUCCUCCAGUUUAUUAACAUCCCAGAGUCCAUCCCUCCAUGUCCUCGCUCGAUGGUUCAGACCUCCUUCUUCCUUGUAUAACCCCAUGCAGACCUUGGACCUAAGCAUCCUUGAAUACAUUCAUAUCCGUUUCAUUCCACACUUUCCAUAUCAAGCCCUCCUUAAUCAUCGAUCUGUUCUAGGCAAUAGAGCGCCAAAACAUAAGACAAUCUCGAGGGAGCAUGAGCUUGCAUCAAAUCACCAUUUUUGAAGUAUUUAGCUUUAAAAAUACGGCUACCAGUGACUCAGGAUACAAAAUCUUCCUCCAAGCAUGUUUUGCCACUAAAGCUUUGUUUAAAAUCUUCAAAUCCCUGAACCUCAUGCCUCUUUUUUCUUUCGGCACACACAUAGAUUCUGAAGCUACCACUGCAUAGCAAAUGUUGGCACCGCAUGAGCUACCGCCUUGAUAAGGACCUCUUUUUCCCCCGCAGAGAACUUCCUUUGAUUCCAGCAUAAAAUUUUCUUCCCCAAUCUAUCCUUCUAAUACCCAAAUUGGAUUCCUUUUUGGCUUAAAGAGAAAGUAGGAAGGCCAAGAUAGGCGUUGUAUCCCACCUUCAGAAAAUAUUAUAAUCAAAUACACCCUCUGUCCAUGGAAGAACUUUAUAGGGUGGAGUGAUAUGAGUUUUAAGAAAAAAAUUGUUGGGUGUAUGUAUUGAGAGUGGGGAAAAGGUUGUUGAGUUGAGUCACUUGAGUGUAUUGGUGAGAAAAUAUUGUAAUUAUAGUCCAAAAAUAAAUAAAGGUUUUUUUUUUUUUUUGUGAACUCCCCAAAAGAAAAAGUAUGAAGUUCUUUUAUGGACAAAAGGAAUAUAAUAAUCCAUCAGUGCUCAAAAAAAUAUAAUAAUCAAAUUCAAAUUCAAAUAAAAUAAAAUAUGAAAAGAAAAAGAAAUUUGAGAAAACUAAUGGCUGUCGGAGAAGUCUGCAAGACUGCAAUUGCCAUUGAAACAACAGAUCCACCCGCCACCACGACCCACCUUCUCUCUCUCCACUCACGGUGGCCCGACGAACUCCACCGCCUCAAUACCGUAGGCUCGGCUCUUCGAAUCGAACAUGGCAUGGAUAGCAUUAAUCUCAUCAGUGCUAGUGCUCUGGUUUGCUUCUCUCUGCAAAGUUUUUCUGGAAUCUCUGUCCGCCUCAAAAGCAUCAUUCUUAAACGAUGGUUCUUUGCUCCUGUGAUUAAUUACCUGACUUCCAGGCAUCAUAAUGUACACAUACUUUGCAUGUCAACUGGCAAUGCAGACGGCAUGGGAAGUAUUAGAAAAGAAGAGUUAUACCUGGCCUCCGUGGUUCUCAAGAUCCCAACGCAGCAAGUGAAGAUACUGGACCAUCCAGAUUUGCAGGAUGGUUUUGGCAAAGUGUGGAACUGGAACUUGUUGGCUAGCAUCAUUGAUGACGAAACUCGUACUCAUUCUAUUGACGUGAUCAUUGCAUUUGAUGAUUACGGUAUAUCUGGUCAUUGCAACCACUGCGACGUUCAUCAAGGAGUAAGAAAGUUGUUGCACGAUGCUUCCGGGAGACACCUCGAGGCCUGGGAGAUUGUAAGCCCUAACAUAGUGCGCAAGUACAUCGGACCAGUAGAUAUUUGGUUAUCCAUCUUGUUUAGCAGACUUACAAAAGACAGACCAUCAUAUUGCUUGCUUAACUUAGAUCUCCGUAAAAGUUAUGCAGCUAUGGCUCAGCAUUCCAGCCAAUGGGUUUGGUUCCGCAAACUAUUUGUGACAUUUUCGAGCUGUACUUACGUUACCACCGUUAAGAAAAUCGUGGAAUGGUAAAGACAAGGAAAAUGGGAAGGCAAUUAUUGAUGGGUCCGAAUUUGCUGAGGGUAGCGUACCUGUCAACGAAGGUGAAGUAUUAAGAACAUGAUAAAACAUUUAUUUUAAACUUAAUUAUGUCAAUAUAUAUUGUAUUGUAUCACUACAUGACCUCCGUCACCUUUGUUGCAUUAUUGACGUGGUAGGUAGAUGAAUGAAAUUACUUGUGAUUGAAUGUGAAUUGUCUUUAAAGUGUUGUGAAUUGGAAUUAUGUU